ACGCUUGCGCAAAAGUUGUUCACGUGAUUUGCACGUGUGAUAUAUAAAGCUUCUUCUGUCCCUGAGAUUCCACCACUCCAAAGCAAAUUCAAAGGGUUCUCGAAACGAAGUUUCUGUUACAUUUCUACAGUUUUGCUUGAACUCAUCGCAAUGGAUGCUGCAAAGACGCAUGGUGCUGUGUUGGCAUGUACAGAUGAAGCUGUUCUUCCAGUCAGUCAAGUGUAUGAUGCUGUUAGAGAACUUGGGAAGGAAGGGGUUGAGCAAUUGGAUCCUCUAGUUAUUACAUCUGCAAAAUCACUGAGUAAGUUUCCGGUGGAAUCUUCCUCUGUGGAUUUUUUCAUUUUGAUCUGGCAGUCACUUGAUUUUCCUAUGGACCAACUGAUUCAAGAAGUUCUCAGAGUGUUAAAAGCCGGUGGGACAACUCUUAUUCGGAAGUCCUCCCAAUCUGCUGUGGGUUCAGAUGAUAAGAUGAUAUCAAAUCUUGAGAACAAGUUAUUGUUAGCAGGGUUUUCAGAAAUACAUGUUUUACAAUCAACUCUCCCAUCAGGAGGCAUAUCUUCUGGGAUCAAAGCUAAAAAGCCUUCAUGGAAAAUUGGUUCAUCUUUUGCAUUAAAGAAGGUGGUGAAGAGUUCACCUAAAGUACAAAUUGACGUUGAUUCAGACCUGAUUGAUGAAAAUAGUCUUUUGACCGAAGAAGAUUUAAAGAAACCCCAGCUGCCAUCUGGUGAUUGUGAAAUCGGAAUUACAAGAAAAGCCUGCAAAAAUUGCAGUUGUGGGAGGGCAGAAGAAGAGGAAAAAGUGUUGAAGUUAGGAUUGACAGCAGAACAGAUUAAUAAUCCUCAAUCAGCUUGUGGCAGUUGUGGGUUAGGAGAUGCUUUUAGGUGCAGUACCUGCCCUUACAAGGGGCUGCCUACCUUCAAAAUGGGCGAGAAGGUAACACUGUCCGGGAACUUCCUUGCUGCAGACAUAUAAUGAAUAAUGUUGCAAUGUUGUCAUGGGAAUGGUAUAAUACAAUUUCUAGAUAACAUGGGAUUGGUAUCAGUUAUGCUAAAACUAGCUAAUCAUUCCUUUGAGGUAUUUGAUAUCGCACAAUUUAAAGUGUACCUGAGAUACACCAAUUUUAUUUUUCGGGUAUUAUAUAGGUGUCGUUCUCUCUCUCUGAUGUGUUAAUUUAACACAUGACAUACAAAUUAAGAUACCUAGUUCACUUUGUAUGAAAAAGAUAAAUUAUGACUUUACAUA
Molecule: messenger RNA, 1242 nt
Organism: Cicer arietinum (chickpea)
Lineage: Eukaryota; Viridiplantae; Streptophyta; Magnoliopsida; Fabales; Fabaceae
Product: anamorsin homolog
Biological process (GO): iron-sulfur cluster assembly
Cellular component (GO): cytoplasm
Molecular function (GO): iron-sulfur cluster binding
Source: RefSeq, a predicted model, not a curated record